Messenger RNA from Capsella rubella, 496 nucleotides. Its product is annotated as defensin-like protein 204. Lineage: Eukaryota; Viridiplantae; Streptophyta; Magnoliopsida; Brassicales; Brassicaceae. The transcript has 2 exons. The coding region runs from base 15 to 266 and encodes 83 amino acids. The record is from RefSeq and is a predicted model, not a curated record.
CAAAAGCUACUAAAAUGGCAAAGAUCUUGGGUUCCAUCUGUUUCACCACUCUUUUGCUCGUUGUCUUGCUAAUUUCCUCUGAAAUCCCGAAGAGCGAGGGUCACUGUAAGAAGUUUAUAGGCGAAGCCCCGUUUUACCACCCAUGUAGGGAAAAAGCUUGUGAAGCCUCAUGCAAGGAACAUUACCCUCACGUAGCAUGUAAAGGAGAGUGUGAGGAUCAUCACGGCGAAGAGCAUUGCCACUGUUACGGUAGUAAAUAUCACUGAAGUUAACUAAUAAAGUUUGUGUCACUAUAUAAUGUAAUAAGUGUAAGUUGUUUUCUUUCAAAACAAAUAAAAGGACGAAGCUGCUGAUGACUGCUUCCUCCAUACGUCGACGUCUAUAAUAAGAUCAUACUAUGUUGUAUGCUAUUUCGUUUUAAUAACAUAUAUACUACUAUACUAGCUAUCAUCGUUUUGAUGAUUUGAUAUAUACUUCUCUUCCGUUUUUAUUAAUA